This is a messenger RNA of Protopterus annectens (West African lungfish), 3407 nucleotides long. RefSeq names its product cysteine-rich protein 2-like. NCBI's taxonomy places the organism in Eukaryota, Metazoa, Chordata, Ceratodontiformes, Protopteridae. The coding region runs from base 1 to 924 and encodes 307 amino acids. The record is from RefSeq and is a predicted model, not a curated record. The transcript has 9 exons.
AUGAAGCCCGACAAAGGUUGUGGCCUUGUAUUUAUGGAUUUAGAUGACUAUGAAACUAAAAUAGAAUCAAUGUUAGCUUCUAGUUCAUAUCAGAAAGCAUUCCUUAAUGAAUACAACACAGCUAAUGAAUUGGGUAGGCACACGGAAAGACUCUGUGAUGUCAGUGGGUGGAGUCUGUUCUGUCUGCAGCAGAGCUGGUUAUCAGACCUGGGAACAGAGAAAGUGUGUAAGAGAAAGGGAAAGGCAGGCAUUCAGGCUCUACAAAAAACAAGCUACACGCUGCUGCAGAAUGCUUCUAAAUGCCCCAGGUGUGAGAAGACUGUCUAUUUUGCGGAAAAAGUAUCUUCCCUGGGCAAGGACUGGCACAAGUUUUGUCUGAAAUGUGAACGAUGCAAUAAGACGCUCACUCCGGGCGGCCAUGCUGAACAUGAUGGCACACCUUACUGCCACAAGCCCUGCUAUGCAACGCUGUUUGGACCAAAAGGUGUCAAUAUAGGAGGAGCAGGAUCCUAUAUAUAUGAGAAACCACAGAUCGAUUCCCAGACAUCCAAUAGUCCGGUUACUGCUCCCAUGGAAUCUGUUCAGAAACAGGAGGAGAAGAAAAUAACUAGUCUUCCCAGGCAGCCGAGUAAAGCAUCAAGUGUUACUGUAUUUGCAGGAGAACCUAACAUGUGUCCCCGGUGUGGCAAGAGAGUUUACUUUGCGGAAAAGGUAACAUCACUGGGGAAGGACUGGCACCGUCCAUGUUUGCGAUGUGAGCGCUGCAGCAAGACAUUAACUCCAGGCGGACAUGCUGAGCAUGAUGGUCAGCCUUACUGUCAUAAACCCUGCUAUGGAAUCUUGUUUGGACCCAAAGGAGUAAACACUGGUGGUGUUGGAAGCUAUAUCUACGACAAAGACCCAGCAACUGAAGUGCGGCCCUGAGCAUGAAGUCUGGUGAUGGAAGAUGGAAGUCAUAUGACUGCUUUGCUGUUUGCUAUUGUUAUUGAUGUUAAAUUGUAAUGUUAUCUACCACUAAAUUAUCUAGAAAUGACAAAAUGUUAAUAGCUUGCUUAGGACAGUAAACUGCAAACUGAUAAAGGUAAUUCAAGGUUUUAUAUUUUCAGAUUCCAUACUACAUUUUCUUGACUUUUUAUGACUUUUAGCUCUUUGCAAGAUAUUAUUAAACUGAAAUUUCAUCAGCUUUAAAAUUGUAAACUUACCAAAGGAUGUCAAGAAACAUCUCUUUUGUAACCAAAAUACGUGCUCACUUUUGAAUCCAGACAACAGACGGGUACAUAUGCUCCUCAGAUCAUUGGUGAAAAGAAAGUGUUUCACAUCGAGGUGUUAAUUGUGUUAUCUAUUUUGGUACAAGAAAUGGUCUAUAGACACAAAUAAUUUCACAAACUUUGAAAUAACAAUACAUUUUCAUUUGACUAUGUUAGUGCUACUUUACCAUCUUUAAACCUUGACUACAGGCAGCAUAUUUAUUUUGAGGCCAGAGAUGAAGUGUUGGAACUGUACAGACUGGAAAGACAUCACGGGAUAUCACCAGAAAUGUAUCUCCUUCAGAACUCUCACUGUAUGACUCUCCAUUCCAAACCAUUGAUAUGUACAUUAGCACUACAAUAUGAUUGCUGUCGCAUCUUUUUCAUAUCCUCUGUUAUUGUCUGCUGUUCUGCGUGUAAUGGAUUUGUACCUAUGUGAACAUAACCCACUGUUACAAAUAUGUACUAUAAUAGGUUUGGAAAAAAAGGCAUGAGGACUAGCUGACUAUUCACCUACUUCUAGAUUUGCAAUUUGUCAGUUCUAAUCCAUUCAUAGGAUGAACAUUAAACACAAGUCCAAUCCCUAGCAGUAACUGCAAAUGAGAUAAUUUGUACAGCAUGCAGUUUAUGAAGGCUUUUAGAUGAAAUGUUUAAUUUUUUUCUUGAUAUAAUCUUGAUGAUCAGUGCACAUUCCUUUAAAAUUAAUGAGGCAUUUCUUGGAGAGAAUCCAGGUCACAUCACCUAUUGUGCAGAAUGCCAGCUUUAUCUGUUGUCCUAUGUGACAGAAAUUGCCAGUGUUGCGUAAUUUUUCUUAAGCAUCAUGCUGUGUGUGUCCAGUAUAAAAUGGUCCAAGAGUAGCAAGGAGUGUUACCCAUAUGAUUCUGAGGCAAGACAACAGUAAAUGUUUGUCUUUACAGAUCAUUAAAUGGGGUGGGAAAUGCCACAUCUAACAUUCCUAAAAAUGUUUAAACUAGAAAAUUCCAUUAACAGCCAGAGCCUUCUCAAAUACCUUUCAUGCAAAGAUGGUGCUUAUCUGAGAAAGCUGGUCCAUUCAUUAAAAUGCUGUACUUGUUUUCUAUUAUUACUUGUAGGAGGGAUGGGAUGGUACUUGUAGCUACUGUUUUUAUUUCCAGUACCUUGCAGGUAGCCUUACCUUGAUGUAUUUUUUAAGAUGUAUAACCAUCAUUUUUCCACUUUUAAGCCUGUUAGAGGUGACAAAAGCAUUUGUUUGCAUCAUGAAACAAGGAAAAAAGUAUGCUUACAUGGUCAUAUCACACCAGCAGCUGGCCUUGUUUUUGCUUUCAAGUGGUAGUAAUCCAGGUUACAAAGAACACAGCAAGAAACUUUACCAUGAGGAAAACAUUACAGCAGUAUAGUAUGUAUGUUUAUGAAGCUAGGGCACAGUAUUUCGUUUUUUUGUUUUUUUUCUGUUUGUGUUUAUGAAGCUAGGGCACAGUAUUUAGUUUUUUUUUGUUUUUUUUCUGUUUCUGUUUAUGAAGCUAGGGCACAGUAUUUAGUUUUUUUGUUUUUUUUUCUGUUUCUGUUUAUGAAGCUAGGGCACAGUAUUUAGUUUCUUCAUUUUUUCUGUUUGUGUGCCAUCAAGGAAAACAAGUAUUACAAAAAUCUGCUAUGAAAAGCUAAGGACACAUACUGAUUUUUUUCCUGUUAAUUUAACUAGGUGUAUGCAGAACAUUACCAACUGUGUAAAGUUGAUGAAUGAAAGUAUUUAUUUAUUUUAUUUACCAAAGUGCUUCCCACCUCAUCAGUGGCUGUUUCUCUGUCAUUCGGGAGAACAGUGAAAAUGCUUACUUUGUAAAAAGUCAUGAGACUCUAAGAACAUUAAUUUACUAAAAUAAUAAUUUGUGAUCAGAGAAAAAAAGUUUUCUUUUGCAGAUACGUCAGGAUUGUAGAUUUUAUUUAAUGGCUGCACCAAUAUCAAAGGUCUGAAUGUAUUUAUUUAUGCUAUAUCUUUACUUUACUUUUUUUUUUUUUAAUUAAAAGGAAAAAAGUUUUAAAAAAGUUUCAUACUGAAGUCCUUGCAUAAGUUCAACAUGCGAGGUCACUGUUAACUAAAACAAAAUGAAAUGGAAAAGUUUUUCAGAACAUUUCUGACAAGCAGUGGAAGUUCAAACAUCUGUAGUCUUUGGAGAGAGAGAAAAA